AUGGGAAGAACGACAGCGGCGGGCCCGGUUUCGGCGGGCGGCGGAGGCGCGGACGGGACGGAGCUGCCAUUGCAAGAUGGCGGAGCGCCCGCGUACCGGGAGCCUGCCCCCGCAUCACAGAGAAGCCCCUCAGGAGAAGCCCCCGGGAUGGCCGGGAAGGACGAAAAGGAUGGGGAAGAUGGAAAUGAUGGAAGCACGGACGGCUGGUCCGGCAUCGAGGAGCGCCUGGAGGAGAUCAGGGAGAGCCUGCAGACCCCCGGUGCCCCUCGGUCCAGCCGUGUCCGUGCGUGUGACCGCGCCCUGCGCUGGUGCGCGGCCGAGCUGGCGCGGCCCGGCGGGCACCCUGCCCACGGGUGCCAGCUCACGGCCCUGGCCCUGGAGGCUGCCCAGCUGCACCUGAGCCUGCAGCCCGAGCCCCCCGAGCUGUACCUGGAGAGGAUCCUGUUCCACGUGCUGCGCAACGCCGCGGCGUGGGUGGGCCCCCACACCUGGCCCGUGGCCGAGCUGCUGCGGGCGCGGCUCCGGCAGUGCCACCGGCGCCACCGCGACUGGGCCACCGUCACCUCCAGCGCUUUCGGGGUGCUCUGGAGAUCUGCGGCCGCUUUGGCAGGGCCAGAACGGCCCCGGGAGGAGGGCAGGGCGGUGCUGACGGCCAGGAUCCGCGCCCUGCGCUUCCUGCUGCUGCUGGAAUCCCACGAUAAGGAGCCGUCCCCUCGGGAAUCCUUCCAGCCGCCGUUCUUCACCUCGCAGACCGCCCAGCACGCCGCGGCCGCCGCUGUUCUCUACGAGGCUCAGAGAGCUCCGUGCCCGCUUUUCCUGGCCAAGCAGCUCCAGGAAUUGCUGCUGGACACGCUCAGGGAUGAAUCCCCAAAGCCUCCGAGCCUCCAGGACUCCCUGUGCUUCCUGGAGCUCACCCUGGAGCGCUGCCGCCACCUCUGCAAGGCGCGGCGGCCCCGCGACGCUCUGGAGGCUCUGGGAGGUUCCCGAAGGUUCCUGGAGGGAGCUGGGAGUGCUCUGGGAGCCCCUCUGGAGCUGCUGGAGGCCGGGAUCCAGCUCAGCCGGGCCCUGCUAGCCAAGGCAGUGGGCGCCGUGGGGCCGGCGCUGAGGCGGGCGGGAGCGGCGCUGGCGGCGGAAUGUUCCGGAAGGUUCCUGAAGGUGCUGCUGGAGAGCUCCCAGUUCGUGCUGGGGCAGCUCGGGGAGGUGCUCAAGAAGGGCCGAGAGCUGCCCCUCGGCCUCCAGGAGCUGCCUGGCAUCUGUGGCUUCUGCCAGGGCCACGGGCGGGCGCUGCGGCGGCUGCUGGCACAGGUCCCUGCUGACUCCAUCAGGGAUCAGGUGGUGGUGAAGCAGUUGCUGUUCCAGGGCCUCCAGCUCUUCUCCAACGCCAUCCACGAAAUAUUCCAGCGCUGCCAGCCCUCGGAGGGGCCGGAGCUGUCCCAGGUGACCACGAGCUGUGUGCAGAGUGUCACCUGGAUGCUGCAGGGGCUGCAGGGGCUGCCCGAGGCCGAGAGGGGCAAAUUCCUCGAUGUCACCGCCGUGGUCGCCGCCCGCCUGGGCCAGGCCCUGCAGAGCCGGAACGUUCCGGAAGCGGCCGCAGCCGUGUGCGAGCCCCUGUGCCGGGCAGUGCUGGAUGGCCAUGGCUACAGCUGGGCUGGGGUCACCCCCGAGAGGCUCCACAGGUGUUUCCGGCUGCAGGUGCAGAGCUGGCGCUGCCAGGGGCACCCAGAGCGGGCCCUGGACACGCUGGCACAGUGGCUGCUGGCCCUGGGGACACCUUCCCAGGGCUUGGGGACACCUUUCCAGGGCUUGGGGACACAUUCCCAGCCUGGCUCCCUGGUGGCUGAGCUGGUGACGCUCUGGGCCAGGAUCAAGACGGAGGCGGCCAAACAGGGAGCAGAGGAGCUGAGGCUGAGGACCCUGCGGGACGCCCUGCAGUCCCAGUGCCAGUCCCAGUGCCAGCCCCUGUGCGGGGACACGCUGCUGCUGCUGCUGCUGGCCGAGCUCCAGGCCUACAAAUCCCUGCGGGGCCCCACGGGGCCGGAGCGCUACAACGUGCUGUGCGACCUGCUGGGGCUCCGGGACCCCCCGGGAAUGCUGGACCCCAACCGGAGCCUGCCCAGGGCGGUGGCGCUGCUGGAGCUGGGACAGCUCCUGUGCAACCACAGCUUCAGUGCUCACACGGAAUGCUCGGCCCUGGACGCCAUCCAGGAGUCCCUGAGGCUGCUGGAGUCGCUGGCCCAGAAUUCCCAAAUCUGCAAUUCCCAAAUGCGGGAUCAGCUCCUGGAUGAACGGGCCCAGGCCCUGCUCUGGCUCCACAUCUGCACCCUCGAGGCCCUCCUGGAAAAGAGCGUGGCCCGGGAUCGGCGCGGCCGGGGCCGGGCUCAGGGGGAUCAGGAGGAGCCCGAGGGGGAUCAGGAGCCCCAGGGGGAGCGGCCGGGGGCGCCCGACGGGAUCCGCUGCAGCCUCAGCUCCGACCACGCUCUGUCCAAGCCCCUGGACGAGGCCUUUUCCCUGUGGAAGAAGCUUCUGGAACAUCGCGGAGUUCCCUCCGUGCGCAGCCCCGAGCAGACCCUGAGCUCCCUGCAGCUCCUGGCAGCGCUCUACCGGCUCCAGGACAAGCCCAUCCAGGCCCUGGAGAGUUUCCAGCUGCUGCUCUCCCUGUGCCGGCGCCUCGGGGAUGGUUUGGGGGCGGCCAACGCCCUGAGCCAGAUCUGCAGGAGCCUGCUGCAGCUGGGGAGCCCUGGGCAGGCUCAGGUUUUCCUGGAGGAGCUGGAAUUUUGCCUGGGGGAGGACGAGGGCACCGAGGAUUCCCGGCUGCUCCUGCGCCACUCCCGGCUCCUGCUGCGCAGCCAGCGGAUCAGGGCGGAUCAGGGUGUGCCCCUGCUGCUGCAGGCCCUGAGGGAGCCCCAGGCCCCCAGGCCCACCCGGGGCUGGUUCCUGGCCCAGGCCCAGGCCCUGCAGGUCCUGGCCUCGUUCUUGGAGCUGCCCCCGGCGCACCUGGAGCUGCCAAUGCGGGAGCUGAUCCGGCGGCAGGGCUGGAGCAGCCCCAAGGUGGCCCUGCUGGAGGCGCAGAAGCUGCUCAGGAGCGUCCUGGUGUCCCUGAUGGGCAGCGAGGUCCUGGGCAGCGCCCGCGGCCGCCCGCCCGAGGAGCCCGGCCCCGACUGCGGCCCGGCGCUGGUGCACAAGUGGCAGGUGCUGGGGGACGCCCUGGGCUGCUGCCAGCGCCUGGUGACGCUGCUGGGCCACUGCGAGGUGCUGUGCAGGGCCAGGGCCUUCUGCAGCGAGGGGCUGACCAUGGCCGGACACCUGCAGGCCGCCCGCCGGUGCGCGUGGUUCCUGGUGCUGCAGUCCCAGCUGGAGCUGCAGCAGGGGGAGCUGGAGCUGAGCCAGUCCCACCUCCAGCACGCCCAGUUCCUGCUCCAGCCACAGACUGAACCCAAACCCCGCCGGGAGCCUCGGCCCCGCCGGGCCAGGAUCCAGCUCCGGAAGGGCCCCCUGGACAGGAGGAACCCCCUGGACCCCAUUGCUGACCCCGUUCCAGGCGGGGAUGAGGAUGAGGAGUUCCUGAAGGGUCCCUCCCUGGCCCUGCUGGCCCCGGCCGCGCUCCCGGAGCAGCCGGACGCCCUCACGGCCUCGCCGGAGCUGAAGGAGAGAAAAGCCUGGAAAAGUCUGGAAUUCCUGUCCCACCCCUCGGGGUGUCCCUGCUCCUUCUGCUUUUGGGACGAGGAGCUGGAGCGGGGUCUGAGCCUUUUGGGGUCCCUCAGUCCCCCUGUGGCCGGCCUGGGCGUGGCCGUGGCCACUCUGCUGCUGGCCAAAGCCGUGGCCACCCUCGGCCGCGUGGCCGCCGCCCUCGGUCACUCCAUGGACGAUGUCCUGGCCCAGGCCUGGACCCCCCGUCCCCCACCCACCCCCAACCCCGCAAAACCCCCAAAAACCCCCAAAGCUCCCCCCAAAACCGAACCCCAAAAAGCCAAACCCCCCAAAACCAAGGUCGGAAAGAUCCCAAAAGUGAAGCCCCCCAAGUUUGGGGACGUUUUCGCCCUUGGGGACUCGGACCCCGAGGUUCCCCCCAUUGUCCUGAGACCAGGGGGGCCCUGCACCCCCCACCCCAAAUUGGGGGUGCCCCCAAAGGCGCUGGUGGGGGGGCCUGGGACCCCCUUCACCAUCUUCAGCGAGGAGCCCUCCCCGCCCGGGGGCCGCUCCCGGCUCCGCAGGGCCCCCAAAAUCCCAGCCAGGGUCAAGUCCCGCAUCAGGGUGACGUUCAGUGACAGCGACCCCGAGGAGCCCCAAAAGCCCCCAGAUCCCCCCAAAACCACCCAGAAAAUUUCCUGUGCCAAGAGGAGGAUUCAGCCCCAAAAAUCCCCCAGGAAUUCUCCAGGAAUUGGGGCUCGGACCCGGCGGGGACGGCCCCGAAAGGAGCUGGGGACCCCCAAAAAGAGGGAAAAAAGGGGAAUCAAGCACGAGGAAAAUGUGGAAAAGAAGGAAAAUGACAUCCCCCAAAUGGCUCUGGAAAAGAGGGAAAGAAGGGGAAACUCCAGAGUGGAAAAUGUGGAAAAAACAGGAAAUCCUAACAUGGAAAAUGUGGAAAAAAUGGGAAAUCCCAAAAUGGAAAAUGUGGAAAAAAUGGGAAACCCCAAAACGGAAAAUGUGGAAAAGAAGGAGAAGGGAAAACCCAAAAACCCUCUGGAGAAGAAGGAGAACAGGGGUCCCCGCCGGGCUGGGGGUCCCAGGGAGAAGAAGGAGAGGGGGAACCCCCAAAGUGGAAUUUUGGAGGAAAAGAGGAACUGGGAAUUUUCUGGGAUUGAGGAGCGGGACCCCCUGAGGGCCGUGGAGGAGGAAGAGGAGGAGGAGGAAGAGGAGAUGAGCUUCGAGCUCCCCCCGCUACCCCCAGGUGGGGCCAGCAAGGAAAUGCCAGGAAUUGGGGACAAGGGGGACCCCCCAAAUCCAGAGGGAGCCCAGCCCUCUGCCCAGCCUGGAGUUUUCUCUCCAGAACUUUUCCCCAAAACUUCACCUCUUCCCCUCAAAUUUUCCCUUCUUCCCCAAAACUUUUCCUCCCAAACUUUUCCCAAACUUUGUGCCCCCUCACUGACCACUGUCCCCAUUGUCCCCACAGGUGUCCCCUCCCUGGCCGCUGUCCGCUCGCUGCUGGCCGAGGCGCUGGCCUGGCUCGGGCACUGUCCCCCGGGCUCUGUCUAUGCCCAGCUGUGCCAGCUGCUGGCGCUGGCCGUGGGGGACAGGGACCCGCUGGGCACGGCGGGGCUGCUGGCCGAGUCCCUGGGUGUCACCCUGCGCCACCAGCUGCUGGCCAUCGUCCACGCCAGGGCACGGAAGAAGAGGAAAGCAGCAGCAGCCGGAGGGGACAUCUCAGAUCAGCUCCGGGGCCUCUCCCUGGAUUCCCAAAAUUCCCAGGAUUCCCAAAAUUCCCAGGAUUCCCAGUCCCACCUGGCCGAGCUCGAGGAGCUUUUCCAGUUCAGCUCCGCGGGUUUGGGGCCGGCGCAGCGGGAGCGGUUCCGGGAGCAGCUCCAGAAGAUUCCCAAUGGUGUCACGGUGUGCCAGCUGUCCCUGGUCAGUGCCACCCCCGGUGCCCUCGGGGACACGCUGCUGCUGACCCGGCUGGAGCGCGGCCAGGAGCCCGUCAGCGUGCGCAUCGCCACCGAGCGCUGCCAGGCCCCCCUGAGCGGGAUCCUGCGGGAAUUCGAGCGGAUCCAGCGGGAGCAGCGCGAGGCCAACGCCUGCACCGAGCGCCAGGAGUGGUGGGAGCGGCGAUCCCGGCUGGACCUGCGCAUGCAGAGCCUGAUCCAGAGCCUGGACUCGGAGGUUUUGGGGUGCUGGCGGGGGCUGCUGCUGCCCCGGGAUCCCGAGAAUUCCCCCCUGGAUGAGCAGGAAUUGUCCCAACUGCUCCAGGAGCUCCAGGAAUGCGGCUGGGAGCGCCCCGAGCCCGCCCUGCUCCAGGUGCUGCUGUCCGUGCUCUGCCCGGCCGAUGCCCGCUCUCUGGCCGCUGCCCUGUGCCCGGCCCGGCCGCUGCGGGCGCGGCUGCUGCUGGACGAGGCCCUGGAGCGGCGCCGGCAGAGCCCCGGGGGCAGCGCGGGGUCCCUGGUGCUGCUGCUGGACAGGCACCUGCAGCGCCUCCCCUGGGAGAGCUCCGGGACCCUGCGGAACGUUCCGGUGACGCGGCUGCCGGGGCUGCGCUUCCUGCUGCGCUACGGGAUAGCACAGCGCUCGGGGUCGGUGCUGAGCCGGGGUGUGAACCCCAAAAACGCUUUCUACGUGCUGAACCCCCAGCGGGACCUGGGCGGCACCGAGGAGCGGUUCCGGGCCUGGUUCGAGAGUGAGCCCGGCUGGCGCGGGGUCUCAGGGGCAGCGCCGACCCCGCAGCAGCUGCAGGAGGCACUGGGGGAGCGCGACCUCUACAUUUACGCCGGUCACGGAGCCGGGGCGCGGCUCCUGGACGGGCAGAGCCUCGCCCGCCUCCCCUGCCGGGCCGUGGCUUUGCUCUUCGGCUGCUCCAGCGCCGCCCUGGCCCCGCGGGGAGCGCUCGAGCCCUCGGGCCCCGUGCUCAAGUUCGUCCUGGCCGGGUGCCCGCUGGUGCUGGGGAACCUGUGGGACGUCACGGACCGGGACCUGGACCGGCUGGCGCAGGCGCUGCUGCGGGGGUGGCUGGGGGGGGCCCCGGGACCCCCCCUUUUGGGGCAGCUGGCCCAGGCCCGCCAGGCCCCCCGCCUCAAAUCGCUCAUCGGGGCCGCGCCCGUGGCCUACGGGCUGCCCGUCAGCCUCUGCUGA
Melospiza georgiana is the source of this 6777-nucleotide messenger RNA. RefSeq names its product extra spindle pole bodies like 1, separase (gene ESPL1). Lineage: Eukaryota; Metazoa; Chordata; Aves; Passeriformes; Passerellidae. Gene Ontology annotation, molecular function: cysteine-type endopeptidase activity; protein binding. The record is from RefSeq and is a predicted model, not a curated record. Gene Ontology annotation, biological process: meiotic chromosome separation; proteolysis. Gene Ontology annotation, cellular component: cytoplasm; nucleus; mitotic spindle.